UUCAAUCUGACUGGGAUGCACCAGGAUGGAGAAGUAAUCAUAGGGGGACUGUUUGAGAUCUAUUUGUUCUCUGUAUUUCCAGAGCUAUCUUUCAGCACUAAACCAGCACAGCCUUGGUGUCAUGAGUUUUAUUUACAUGGUUUUAAGUGGGCACAAACAAUGGCAUUUGCCAUAAAUGAAGUGAACCGAAAUCCACAUCUGCUUCCCAACAUCUCUCUGGGUUAUAGCAUUUAUGACAACUGUAUCAAUCUCGGAGUGGCCUUCCGCGCCGCAACAGCUCUCAUUAGUGGAGCACAAAAAACUCUGUCUUCAUCUAGCUGCAGGAGGCUGCCUUCUGUUUUGGGAAUCGUGGGAGAUUCUGUGUCAACGCACUCUAUCGCCAUUUCUAGUGUGAUGGGUCUGUUCCACAUCCCAAUGGUGAGCUACUUUGCCACCUGUUCCUGCUUAAGUGAUAGAAGGCGCUACCCCUCUUUUUUCAGGACUAUUCCCAGUGACGCCUUCCAAGUGAGAGCUAUGAUUCAGAUAUUACAGCACUUCAGGUGGACAUGGGUGGGUCUUAUCUAUAGUGAUGAUGACUAUGGCCGACAUGCUGCUCAGUCUUUCCAUGAAGAUGUCACUGCAUUUGGUGGUUGUAUAGCCUUUUCAGAAGUAUUGCCGAAAGACAAUAAUAUGGUGGAGAUCAGAAAGAUCAUGCAAGUGAUUAUGACAUCUACGUCACGUGUGAUCGUGGCCUUCUCUACUGAGCCUUACCUUCUACCACUCAUGGAUGAGGUAGCUCGACAGAAUGUGAUACGGCAGUGGAUUGCCAGUGAGGCAUGGUCCUUCUCUCCAUUGCUCCUUACCUCACGCAUGCUCCCCUUUCUCAGAGGCACUCUGGGCAUUGUCAUCCGGCGUGGUGAGAUUGAGGGACUGAAAGAAUUUCUAUUGAGUGUCCGCCCCAACAAUGACCAUAAGAACAGUAUGGUGAGGAAGUUCUGGCAGGAAAUGUUCAACUGCAGGUUUGAGCCAGAAGAGGCCUUGGCCGUAUCUGAGGGAAGAGUGUGUACAGGAGAGGAGGACCUGAGUAAAGCUGAUUUGGCGUACAGCGAUGUCUCUGACCUCAGAGUCUCCUAUAAUGUCUAUAAAGCAGUUUAUUCCCUGGCACAUUCUCUCCACAACCUGAUGAGCUGUGUCCCUGGGCAAGGGCCCUUUAAAGGGAAUAGCUGUGCUAGUCCUCAUGACAUUCAACCCUGGCAGUUACUUCACUACUUACAGGCAGUGAACUUUACCACAGGUUUUGGGGAUCAGGUGUCUUUUGAUAAAACUGGUGAAGCCUUGGCCAUCUAUGACAUCUUCAACUGGCAUGGGAUGCCAGACGGCACAAUGAAGACCAGAACAGUGGGUGUUGUUGAUGAAUCACAAGCCACUGGGAAAACAUUCCAUCUGGAUGAAGGCAAACUCACCUGGAACUUUGAAUUAAACAAACCUCCUAGGUCAGUGUGCAGUGAGCCCUGCCACCCGGGAACUAGAAAAGCCAGAAGGAAAGGACUACCUGUCUGCUGCUUUGAUUGUCUCCCUUGUGCAGAUGGAGAGAUCAGUAACACCUCAGAUGCCAUUGAAUGUUUUAAGUGUCCAGUGGAAUUCUGGUCAAACUUUGAGAAAGAUAUCUGUAUCCCGAAGGAGGUUGAGUAUCUCUCCUAUGAAGAGGCCUUGGGCAUCUCAUUGACAUCAGUGUCUUUGUUUGGUACAUGUGCCUCUGCAGUGGUCCUUGCUAUAUUUGUUCACCACCGUCAUACUCCUGUAGUACGAGCCAACAACUCCGAACUGAGCUUCCUGAUUCUGCUUUCACUAAAACUCUGUUUCCUGUGUGCACUGUUGUUCAUUGGCCAGCCCAGGCUAUGGACCUGUCAGCUCCGCCAUGCAGCAUUUGGUAUCAGUUUUGUACUCUGUGUCUCUAGCAUUCUGGUCAAGACAAUGGUUGUGAUUGCAGUUUUUAAGGCCUCAAGACCUGAAGGAAAAGGGGCCAUGAAGUGGUUUGGGGCAGCCCAGCAAAGAGCCACUGUUAUCGUCCUUACAUCUCUCCAAGUGGCCAUCUGUGUGAUCUGGCUCUCCACUGCUUCUCCUACACCUCACAAAAACACUCACUACCAGACCUCCAAGAUUGUGUUUGAAUGUGCAGUGGGCUCAGUGGUAGGGUUUGCUGCAUUGUUGGGCUAUAUAGGUCUUCUGGCAGCCAUCAGCUUUUUGUUAGCUUUCUUAGCAAGAAACCUCCCAGAUAAUUUCAACGAGGCCAAGUUCAUUACCUUCAGCAUGCUCAUCUUCUGUGCUGUGUGGAUUGCUUUUGUUCCUGCCUAUAUUAGUUCCCCUGGUAAAUAUGCAGAUGUAGUUGAAAUCUUUGCUAUCCUGGCUUCAAGCUUUGGCCUGCUCAUAGCCAUAUUUGCUCCAAAAUGCUACAUAAUUCUCCUGCAUCCAGAGAAGAACACAAAGAAGGCACUCAUGAGUCGAGGCUCUCCUAAAUAA
This is a messenger RNA of Alosa alosa (allis shad), 2499 nucleotides long. Its product is annotated as extracellular calcium-sensing receptor-like. Gene Ontology annotation, cellular component: membrane. Gene Ontology annotation, biological process: G protein-coupled receptor signaling pathway. Gene Ontology annotation, molecular function: G protein-coupled receptor activity. The record is from RefSeq and is a predicted model, not a curated record. Bases 16 to 2499 code for a protein of 827 amino acids. The transcript is spliced from 6 exons. NCBI's taxonomy places the organism in Eukaryota, Metazoa, Chordata, Actinopteri, Clupeiformes, Clupeidae.